Messenger RNA from Prorocentrum cordatum, 822 nucleotides. The record is from the annotation of a GenBank genome assembly. Lineage: Eukaryota; Dinophyceae; Prorocentrales; Prorocentraceae.
AUGCCACGGCGGCCGCCUGCAGCUCCGCGCUCUGCCUCGUGCCCACGGCUGUGCACAGCUUCGCCGUCCCCACGCUCGCGUCCGCCGGGCACACCUUCAUGCUUGUGGGCGGUGGUGUCGUCCAUGCUCGCCGUCAUCCUGGCGCCAUUCCUGGGGCUCCACUGCUGGCUGAUAGCCAACAACCUGACGACGCUGGAGUUCUUCGAGAACAGGUCGAAGAGGCGGGGUGCGGCGAUUUCGCCGUACAGCAUCGACAUUGUUCACAACCUCGCGGUCCUCGGCGACGACCCGCUGAAGUGGCUCCUGCCCAUCGGCAAGCCCCCUGGGGACGGCACGUGGUACGCGCAGGCCAGUUGGGCGCAGGGUGAGGCCGGCGCGGAGGACGCCGCGGGUGCGGCCAGCAGCGCCGCCGGCGCCGCGGCGACGGCCAGCGCUUCCGCGCCGGCGGCGGGAGGCGCGCCCGCCGCCGCCGGCGCGCCUGCGGCUGGGGGCGAGCCGGGCGACGGGCUCGAGACAGGCGCGCCGUCCUCUGCGGCGGGCAGCUCCGCCGCGGCGGCCGCCGCCCCGGGCCUCCCCGGCGGCGGCCUCGCGUGGUGCGCCGGCCUGCUGCCCCCAGCCCGAGCAGCCUUCGAGACGACGGUGAAGGCCACCAAGGCCACAGUGGCUCGGGCCGCACCGCCCGUGACAGAGCUGUGCGCCGACGCGAAGGAGCUCGUCUCCGUGUGUUGGCGGGCCUUCCGGAAGGACGACGACGACGAGGUGGAGGCCGACACGCUGCAAACGCUAGUGCGGCGAAGGCCGAGGCCCCCGAGCGCGGACUGA